UGGUUACAUGUAGGGCAUAGCCAAUCAGAGGCCGGGUGUUGCUUCCGGUGGAUGGGGAUCCGUGUUUUGAUGAGUGUCCGGUAGAAGAGCCGUGACCGUCCCGGGACCAUGAGGAGAGUCACUCUGUUCGUUACCGGAAGCUCCACCAACGGGAAGGUGGUUCCGGUGUUCGGUUCCCUGGAGGACCUCCUGACCGCGGCCAGCUCCAAGCUGCGGGUUCGAGCCUCCGGCCUUUAUAACGGCAGCGGCGGCCUCAUCGAUGACGUCACUCUCAUCAGAGAUGAUGACGUGUUGUACAUAUCAGAGGCAGACUCAUCUGAAGAUCCUCAGGAUGAACGUUCUGAUUGGCUCACCCUGAAUGUGGGCGGGCGCUGCUUCACCACCACCAGGAGCACACUGGUCAGGAAGGAGCCUGAGAGCAUGUUGGCUCACAUGUUCAGAGAGAAAGACGGCUGGGGGAACAGGCAGGACUCUCAGGGGGCCUACCUGAUCGACCGCAGCCCAGACUACUUUGAGCCCAUCCUGAAUUAUCUGAGACACGGACAGCUCAUCCUCAACGACGGGAUCAACCCACUGGGCGUCCUGGAAGAGGCUCGUUUCUUUGGUAUUGAGCCGCUCGCCGAGCAGCUGGAGACGCUCAUCAAGUCCUCGCAGCCGCCUGACGACCACUCACCUCUGACCCGCAAAGAGUUUAUUAGAUUCCUGUUGGGCACGACCACCAAGUCCGAGCUGCGGUGUCAGGGUCUGAACUUCACCGGUGCAGAUCUGUCUCGACUGGAUCUGCGCUGCAUCAACUUCAAGAUGGCCAACCUGAGAGGAGCCAACCUGACGCACGCCAACCUGAGCGGGGCCAACCUGGAGAGAGCGGACCUGUCCAUGGCGUGUCUCGACGGAGCUAACCUGCAGGGAGUGAAGAUGCUCUGCACCAACGCUGAGGGAGCGUCACUGAGAAGUUGUAACUUUGAGGAUCCAGCUGGAAUCAAAGCGAAUCUGGAAGGAGCCAACCUGAAGGGUGUGGACAUGGAGGGGAGUCAGAUGACGGGGAUCAACCUGAGAGUUGCUACACUGAAAAACGCCAAACUGAAGAACUGCAACCUGAGAGGAGCGACACUGGCAGGGACGGACCUGGAGAACUGUGACCUGUCGGGAUGUGACCUCCAGGAGGCGAACCUGAGAGGCUCCAACGUGAAGGGAGCCAUCUUUGAGGAGAUGCUCACGCCGCUGCACAUGUCUCAGAGCGUCCGCUGAAGCUCCGCCCCCUUCCAAAGUCCUGGUGAACGCUUCACAUCCCAACACACGCCCCCCCCACACAGCCAUGGAGCCAUUUGAACUAGAGAAUGUUUCCUGGUCCACACGUAAAGACACGCUGUUCAUGAACUAUUUCAUAUUGUACUCAGGCUUCAAGUAACUGUGUUUUAUCUGUUAGUCAUCUGUAAGUAAACAAGUUGUUGUUUAUUAGAAAAAUUUCCCAAAACCCUGUGAAAAGUAAAAAGACGUUCCCAAAUCGAGAUGACAGCUCAAAACAUCCAUGAGGCAUGUGAAGAGUCGUGGACUCGAUUCUGAGAGACUGAAGUUUAAAGUCAUCAUUUAUCAGAACCCCCCCCCCCCCCCCCGCUCAUCAUGACGACCAGUGAAAACCAAACUUUGUAUUUUGCUCUGAACCAAACAAACAAGUAUUAACAUAGAUUUAACAGCUGAGAUUUUCUACACAUUUUUAGAAGCAGAGGUUUAAAAUAUUGUCAUUUAUCUUUAAGUGAUUUCUUUAUUGAGCAGUUCCGUGGAGCUUUUGAAUGUAGUUUCUAAAAGUGAACACUUUAAAGUUUGUAUUUAUUUAAAUUCAAAGUGAUCAUGUCCCUCAGUUGUCUGACGGCUCCAGUGUCACCAGCCCCGAGGACCAAAGUGUCUCAAAACCUCCUUUUAUUUAGGUUCCUUCAUUCUGAUUGGUUUCUGGUCUAAAUGGAUUGUGAUGGAAUGAAAGUUCAUCACAUAAACAUUGCACGUCUAUAUAUAUAUAUAUCAUACUAUAUAAAAUUCUGUGAAGAGUUGUACGUAUUUGUGACUGAGCUGAAACAUUUCAUUCCAUUAAGCAGCUGUUGGAGUUCUGAACCAACAGAAACAUGUAUAUUUUAUCACGUGCAGAUCUACUGAUGUUUGUAAAAUGUUUUAUACGUUACUUUGCACGUUUGCUGUAAACUGGUGUGAAGUGUGAAAGCACAGAGAUUCAUCAGCAGGAUCAUUAAUAAAUGUUUUUCUUACAACUUC
Molecule: messenger RNA, 2262 nt
Organism: Pleuronectes platessa (European plaice)
Lineage: Eukaryota; Metazoa; Chordata; Actinopteri; Pleuronectiformes; Pleuronectidae
Gene: kctd9b
Product: potassium channel tetramerization domain containing 9b
Exons: 12
Coding region: 109-1248 (379 amino acids)
Biological process (GO): protein homooligomerization
Molecular function (GO): protein binding
Source: RefSeq, a predicted model, not a curated record